This is a messenger RNA of Myiozetetes cayanensis, 2508 nucleotides long. It is a transcript of the gene GRPEL1, whose product is annotated as GrpE like 1, mitochondrial. Gene Ontology annotation, molecular function: protein homodimerization activity; adenyl-nucleotide exchange factor activity; protein-folding chaperone binding. Lineage: Eukaryota; Metazoa; Chordata; Aves; Passeriformes; Tyrannidae. The record is from RefSeq and is a predicted model, not a curated record. Gene Ontology annotation, cellular component: PAM complex, Tim23 associated import motor. Gene Ontology annotation, biological process: protein folding; protein import into mitochondrial matrix. The coding region runs from base 32 to 718 and encodes 228 amino acids. The transcript has 4 exons.
CGGGCGCAGGCGCGGCGGGCAGGAGGGCGCCAUGGCGGCCGUGGCCCAGUGCGUGCGGGGCGCGCUGCGCCCGCGGCUCCCGCUGCGCCCGCUGCUCCCGCUGCUCGGCGCCGCCGGCAGAACUUCUCCACGAUUGCUUUGUGCGGCAACACAACAGAAAAAUCCUGGCCAGAACUUGGAGGAGGACCAGAGUCAGAGCCAAAACGAGCAGAAGGCUGAAACCAGCUCUGCUGAAAAACUGCUGGCUGAAGAAAAGGCUAAACUGGAAGAACAACUUAAGGAAGUCACUGACAAGUACAGGCGUGCCUUGGCAGAUGCGGAGAACGUGAGGCAAAGAAGCCAGAAACUGGUAGAAGAGGCAAAGUUAUACGGGAUCCAGAGCUUCUGUAAGGACUUACUAGAAGUUGCAGACAUACUGGAGAAAGCAACGGAAAGUGUUCCAAAGGAAGAAAUUAAGGAUGAUAAUCCUCACUUGAAGAACUUAUAUGAAGGUCUUGUUAUGACAGAAGUACAGAUUCAGAAAGUGUUUAAAAAACAUGGCCUGCUCAGACUGGAUCCUGUCGGAGCCAAGUUCGAUCCCUAUGAACACGAGGCACUGUUCCAUACUCCCAUGGAAGGGAAGGAGCCUGGCACUAUUGCAUUAGUAUCCAAGAUUGGCUAUAAGCUGCACGGGCGUACUCUGCGGCCUGCCCUGGUGGGUGUUGUGAAAGACCCUUAGCUGCUCAAUCUGAGAUUUAAAAUGCCAUACAACUAUUAAACAGCUGGAUGGUUUUUGUCUCACACCAUGCUUUCCUCAUUCCUCUGCUCCCAGAGAGGUUUAAAUGAGUUGGUUGACAUUUCCCAGUGAAAAUGAACAACUGAUGAAAUUCUCCUGCUUAGUGGCCUUCUACAUCACUGUUCCAUAAGCUCUUCUUUGGUGUAAAAGAGCCAUUAAGCCCCCUAAUGCUUUAGAUUAGCUUUUUACAACCAUUGCUCCUGAAGGUGCAUUAAAUUGAAAAGAAUGAAAUGCUCACGAGAAUUUUGCAGUCUCACGUUUAUCACUGUGUGUAGAUUGAAAAUCCGGAUAUUGGUUCAGACAUUUUCUUUGGUUUUGUGCGAUCUCUCAUCGCAGAAGUGGGUGAAGCAGUACAAAUGACCUGCUUUCUGCAAGCACCCAUCACUUUUUACACACUGAUGUGAUAAAUGCCAUGUUUUCCCUAUUCAGAAAUAAUCUCUCUCAACAACUGAAAUUGAAACCUUUGUGAAUUCUGACCUGUAAAUAAAUGGCAAUGGAGAUUAGUUACCUUUUGUAAUUGUUCAACCCUUUUGUCCUGUACUAACACUGACUCAAGAAAACCAUCUAAUACUUGUAUGGCAUUGAAGAACCAAUAGAAUUUAUCCUAUCUCUGGAUUUUUAAUUUAAUAUUGUAUAAAUUGGUUUAAACAAUUUUGAUAGUCUUGUAACUUCUAGCUUUGCAAUAAUCAGUUUGUUACGCAAACUGUAGUUACAACCCUGCUGAGAGCCAGAACACCCAGAGAAGCUGAGAGAUGGGUAUAUGAUUUCUUUCAGACUUACAUAAAUUGCAUGUGAGUGGCUCAAACAAAAAUGCGAACUCAGUUUCACUUUCAUUAUUUCCUGCAUUUACACAGCUUGGAUCUUAGGUUGCACCAGAACUUUUCCCAAGUGCAGUUCUUGCCAUGUCUAACUCCACCCGCUGAUCCCAAUCCUGCAGAAUCAGGCUGAAAUACAAUUUGUGAUUAACUGAAUGUUUUGUUCUACAUCUGUCUGGUCACCUGGAUAGGUGUGGGUGGAACUUGGCAAAUGACACAGCUGACAAAGCACCCGUCCUCUUGUAUCCUCAAAGCCCAUAUGUUUCACACACAGGACAGACACUUCAAACUUAGGGAAGUUGUUAGGACCUGGCAAACAGUAAGUACUACUGAGUUUUUUACCAUGUUUCUGGUUAUCUUGGAUUAAGGAGCUUCUUACCUUAAGGUCAAGUACUGAUUACUUUUCUUUGGUGCAGAUGCAGAGUUGCCAACAGCUCUUUGAACACUAGACCUACUCACAGUGAGAAGUGAUUACUUGUUCCCUAAGACCUUUUUUCCUGGUACUGGUUUGCCUCAUGGGAAUCAAACAGUUAACUAGUCAACCUAAGUGGACACAACUGUUUGGAAGGUAGUCAUGUUUAAGGAUUCAUUCUUUCUCAGCUCUAAGAAAGCAAGCUCUGCCCAAUGCUUUGACUGGGCAGAGGAGGGAGAGUAAUUAUUUGGGGUGUGUGCAGACAACUACAAUGUUAAUGUCUUAGAACUACUCACGUACAGGGAUAAAAAUGCAAAAAUUGAAUGUAAAAACACAGGAAAAAAAAGGGGAUUCCAUGUAUUUAAGUUGAAUUUGGAAGUAACUGCCCUCCAUCUGGGUUCUAAGAGUGCACUGUAGCUGUGUGAAGUAGGAUUGUGUACUUUGAUAAGGACCCAUUCUAAACCGAUGCCAUAAAGGGACCAGGAUCAAUUUUAUGUAUCUUUUAA